AUCAGUUUCUGACAUCUGACCGUUCUAAACCAUGCAGAAACCCAACUGCUCCAGCAACUGCCGGCUCACCCACGACUUUCCGGUAUGCAUAGCUAACAGUGCUGUGCUGGGCCUGUGCUUCGUUCUGGGGGUUCCUGGUAACAUAGCAGUGCUGGUGAUGCUCGUCCGACGUCUGAAGGAGAAGAACUUCACCCACAGUCUGAUGCUGAGUCUGGCAGUGUCUGAUCUGCUGACUCUUCUUCCACUGCCGGUGUGGAUCUGGGCUUUUCUAAACAGCUGGAUCUUCGGCUCUAUUGUUUGCAAGAUCAUCUCCUACGUUCAGUAUUGGGGGAUCUUCUGUAGUGUGUUCUGCGUUACUCUGAUGAGCAUCCAGAGAUACAUGCAGGUGCUUCAUCCCCAGGCUUGGGCUAAACUUGGAGAUAAAGGACAGAUGUGUCUUCUGGCUGUGAUCUGGAUCCUGAGUGGACUGUUGGCUUCAUAUUCUCUCAUCCAGCGCGACAUUGGAUGUGACCAGCAUGGAUUCCAGUUCUGUUUUCAGAAAUUCAGCACAGAUACAGAAAAAGUGAUCACUUUAUCCUUGGAAAUCCUGCUGUUUUUCAUCUGUUUCUUCAUGCUGGUCGUCUUCUACUAUCGUCUCCACCGAGGAGUUAAAGAGUCGCAGUUCUUCAUCAGCAGCAGCCGAAUGACCAAACUGGUGACGAGAAUCAUUGCAGUGUUUUUUAUUUUGUACAUUUUGCUUCCGUUUGCCAACUUCUUGAUUAUUAUUGCAGUCUUGCUUGAAAAUCACAAUCUCUCCUCAAUCGCAGACUAUUGUGCCAAAGUAUCUAAAGCUCUGACACUGGUGAACAGCUGUGUGAACCCUUUUUUGUAUGCAUUCUCUCUGCAAGAGCUGCGAUGUCCGUUUACUGCGACGAAAGAAAGGUGAACGGAUCAGAUUUCACAAAAUAGUUGGUAAAGGCUGCGUCUGAUGGAUAGUUGGCUGAUGGUUUGGCUUGAUUUGUUAAGAAUUUAUGCUGUGUUAAGUAGGGGGCACACCCUUAACUGAGAUAUUAAAAAUACAAAAAUUGUAUCAGAUUCAUCAGGUUUGUAACAGAAGUCAAUGAUCCAGAAUGUCAUGAUACUAAUAAUGUACUCUAAAUAUCUCCAUAUAUCCAAGAUUAAAGUAAAAUAAAUGAUACUGGACAGAUAUAAUCUGUAUCUAGUAGAUAUAUAAUGGAAAAUGAGAACAGUGUGAAUUUUUCUUUUGCUAAAAACAGCAAAAAAGUAAAACCCUGAUGUGAGAAUUAGGGGUGGGUGAUAUGGCACGAUACUUCACGGUAUAAUAUCGUUCACGAUAUUCCAAAACGUUGGCGAUAUUAUUGUGUAUGAUAUGAUAAGGAAUACCCCUAAUGUUAAGUUAGACUUUUGCAUGUGUAAUACACUUAAUUGCUCUUUUUUCAGAUGAUAAAAUCUGAAAGUGAUUGACCGAAUCAAAUGAAACUUUAUAUGUGAAUAUGUGAUAUUAAAUGUAACAAUUAUACACUUACAAAUGAUGAGUUUCAAUGAAUUUACUAAAUUACUAACAAAAAACGAAAUACUAAAAACCUCUGGAAUAUAAUCAAGAGGAUGAUGGAUGAUCACAAGCUUAAAUUUGUGCACCAGGAGUAAAGCAGCAUAAAGUUAUCCAAAAUCAGCGUGUAAGACUGAUGGAGGAGAACAUGAUGCCAAGAUGAAUGGAAACCGUAAUUUAAAAAAACAGGGUUUUUCCAUCAAGUAUUGAUUUCUGAACUCUUAAAACUUGUUUUCUUUGCAAUAUUUGUUAUACUUUUUUUUGUUAUUUUACCCACUUCUCAAUUUCUGCAAAUACAUGCUCUAAAUGACUAUUUUAUUAUUAAAUUAAUAUUUUAAUUUAGAAUUUGGGAGAAAUGUUGUCUGUAGUUUAUAGAAUAAAACAACAAUGUUCAUUUUUACUUAAAUAUUUACCUAUAAAUAGUAAAAUCUGAGAAACUGAUUCAAAAACUGAAGUGGCCUCUAUUUUUUUCCAAAGCUGAAUGUAAGUGAAUACUAUAUAUACUAUAUAUAAUAUAUACUGUAUACGCUCCAUUGUACUACAAAAUAAGUUAAGCAAGGGGUACCGAGUGGUCCAGCGGUCACUAUGAGCGGGAGGUCGCAGGUUCAAACCGCUCUCAUGCAGUUUUGCCAUCAAGCUGCCGGCGCUCAGAGGGAGCAAAAUUGGCCCUGCUCCCUCCGGGUGGGUAGAUGGCACUCUCUCCCCACAUCACUCCUAGGGUGAUGUCUGCAGCAUAGGACGUCUGUGAGCUGAUGUAUCAUAACUGAGUCGCUGUGCUUUCCUCCGGCAAUGCCGCAUCAGCAGCAGCUCGAAAAGAAGCGGUGGCUGACUUCACAUGUAUCGGAGGAGGCAUGUGUUAGUCUUCACCCUCCUGGUGUGUUGGGGCAUCACUAAUGAUAGGGG
Molecule: messenger RNA, 2452 nt
Organism: Astyanax mexicanus (Mexican tetra)
Lineage: Eukaryota; Metazoa; Chordata; Actinopteri; Characiformes; Acestrorhamphidae
Product: apelin receptor A-like
Exons: 1
Coding region: 32-925 (297 amino acids)
Biological process (GO): immune response; G protein-coupled receptor signaling pathway
Cellular component (GO): membrane
Molecular function (GO): G protein-coupled receptor activity
Source: RefSeq, a predicted model, not a curated record